Chrysochloris asiatica (Cape golden mole) is the source of this 3329-nucleotide messenger RNA. RefSeq names its product leucine-rich repeat containing G protein-coupled receptor 4 (gene LGR4). The coding region runs from base 413 to 3253 and encodes 946 amino acids. The record is from RefSeq and is a predicted model, not a curated record. Gene Ontology annotation, molecular function: protein-hormone receptor activity; protein binding; G protein-coupled receptor activity. Gene Ontology annotation, biological process: G protein-coupled receptor signaling pathway. Lineage: Eukaryota; Metazoa; Chordata; Mammalia; Afrosoricida; Chrysochloridae. The transcript has 18 exons. Gene Ontology annotation, cellular component: membrane.
GCGGGGGCCGGAGCGAGGGGCCGGCAUGGCUGAAGGCUGCGCUCUGCAACCUUGAAAAGCAGCUACGGCGCGAGGCCGAGGAGAGGGAGGAGGGCGCGAUGGCAGAGCGCGGCCCCGGCGGCUGCGCCCGGCCCGGCUGGCUGGCCUGAGCUGCCGGAGGAGCGGGGCUCCCUCUACGCUUCCAUGGGGCAACAGCAAAGGCGAAACUCCGGAGCGCUGCGUCCCUGCGCUGCUGCCGCCAAGGACUGUUGAAGUGGCCGAUCCCGAUCCAGAGAGGAGCGUCGAGGGAGAAGAGCCCCAGCCCCAGCCCGCAGACCGGUCUCCCGGGACAGCGGGGGGCGUCGGAGGGUCGAGGAGGCACGCGGAGCGAGCGGUGCCGCGGGAGAGGCCAGCGCGGGAGGUCGCCGCAGCAAUGCCGGGCCCGCUGGGGCUGCUCUGCUUCCUCGCCCUGGGGCUGCGCGGCUCGGCUGGGCCCAGCGGCGCGGCGCCGCCUCUCUGCGCGGCGCCCUGCAUCUGCGACGGCGACCGUCGGGUGGACUGCUCCGGGAAGGGGCUGACGGGCGUGCCCGAGGGGCUCAGUGCCUUCACCCAAGCGCUAGACAUAAGUAUGAACAACAUUACUCAAUUGCCAGAAGAUGCAUUUAAGAAUUUUCCUUUUCUAGAAGAUCUACGAUUGGCUGGCAACGACCUUUCUUUUAUCCACCCCAAAGCCUUGUCUGGGUUGAAAGAACUCAAAGUUCUAACCCUCCAAAACAAUCAGUUGAAAACAGUGCCCAGUGAAGCCAUCCGGGGACUGAGUGCUUUGCAGUCUUUGCGCUUAGAUGCCAACCAUAUAACCUCAGUCCCCGAGGACAGUUUUGAGGGGCUUGUUCAGUUGAGGCAUCUGUGGCUGGAUGACAACAGCUUGACGGAGGUGCCUAUUCAUCCCCUCAGCAAUCUUCCAACUUUGCAGGCACUGACCUUGGCGCUCAACAAAAUCUCCAGCAUCCCUGACUUUGCAUUUACCAACCUUUCAAGUCUGGUGGUUCUGCAUCUUCAUAACAAUAAAAUUAAAAGCCUGGGUCCACAUUGUUUUCAUGGACUUGAGAACCUAGAGACAUUGGACUUGAAUUAUAAUAACUUGGGAGAAUUUCCUCAAGCUAUUAAAGCGCUUCCUAGCCUAAAAGAACUGGGAUUUCAGAGUAAUUCUAUUUCUAUUAUCCCUGAUGGAGCAUUUGUUGGGAAUCCACUCUUAAGAACGAUACAUUUGUAUGAUAAUCCUCUAUCUUUUGUGGGAAACUCAGCAUUUUACAAUUUAUCCGAUCUGCAUUCCAUAGUCAUUCGGGGUGCAAGCUUGGUUCAGAGGUUCCCCAAUCUGACUGGAUCUGUUCAUCUGGAGAGUCUGACCUUGACAGGCACUAAGAUAAGCAGCAUUCCCAGUAAUUUGUGCCAAGAACAAAAGAUGCUUAGGACUUUGGACUUAUCUUACAACAAUAUAAAUGGCCUUCCCAGUUUCAAUGGAUGCCAUGCUCUGGAAGAACUUUCUUUGCAACAUAAUCAGAUCCACCAAAUAGAGGAAAGUACUUUUCAAGGCCUGAUUUCCCUACGGAUUCUAGAUCUGAGUAGAAACCUGAUCCAUGAAAUUCACAAUGGAGCUUUUGCCAAACUUGGGUCAAUAACUAACUUAGACAUAAGUUUCAAUGAAUUAACUUCAUUUCCUGCUGAAGGCCUUACUGGGCUAAAUCAACUGAAACUAGCAGGCAACUUCAAACUGAAAGAAGGUUUAGCAGCAAAAGACUUUGCGAAUCUCAGGUCUUUAUCUGUACCAUAUGCUUAUCAGUGCUGUGCAUUUUGGGGUUGUGACUCUUAUUCAAAUGCAGAAGAUAGUAGCCUCCAAGGCCACAGUGUGGCGAAGAAUAAAGGUACCGCUGAUACAGCUGGUGUCACAAGCAGUGCUGAAAAUGAAGAACACAGUCAAAUAAUAAUCCACUGUAUACCCUCUACAGGUGCUUUUAAGCCCUGUGAAUAUUUACUUGGAAGCUGGAUGAUUCGUCUUACUGUGUGGUUCAUUUUCUUGGUUGCGUUGUUUUCCAACCUGCUUGUGAUUUUAACAACAUUUGCAUCUUGUACAUCACUGCCUUCCUCCAAAUUGUUCAUAGGCCUGAUUUCUGUGUCUAAUUUAUUCAUGGGAGUCUAUACUGGCAUCUUAACUUUUCUGGAUGCUGUGUCCUGGGGCAGAUUUUCUGACUUUGGCAUUUGGUGGGAGACUGGCACUGGUUGCAAAGUAGCUGGAUUUCUUGCAGUUUUCUCGUCGGAAAGUGCCAUAUUUUUAUUAACGUUAGCAGCCAUUGAAAGAAGUUUAUCUGUCAUGCAAAGUGGGAAAAGCAAUCAUAUCAAACAGUUCCGGGGUGCUGCCCUUUUUGCUUUUCUGGGUGCCGCAGUAGCGGGCUGUUUCCCCCUUUUCCAUAGAGGGGAGUAUUCUGCAUCACCCUUAUGUUUGCCAUUUCCCACCGGGGAAACUCCCUCCUUGGGCUUUACUGUAACCUUGGUGCUUUUAAACUCACUAGCAUUUUUACUCAUGGCUGUUAUCUACACUAAACUUUACUGCAACUUGGAAAAAGAGGACCUGUCUGAGAACUCACAGUCUAGCAUGAUUAAGCAUGUUGCUUGGCUCAUAUUCACCAAUUGCAUCUUUUUCUGUCCUGUUGCAUUUUUGUCAUUUGCACCAUUGAUCACUGCAAUCUCUAUCAGCCCUGAAAUAAUGAAAUCUGUGACUCUGAUAUUUUUCCCUUUGCCUACUUGUCUGAAUCCAGUCCUGUAUGUUUUCUUCAACCCCAAAUUUAAGGAAGACUGGAAGUUACUGAAGCGACGUAUUACCAAGAAAAGUGGAUCCGUUUCCGUUUCCAUUAGUAGCCAAAGCGGUUGUGUGGAACAGGAUUUCUAUUAUGACUGUGGCAUGUACUCACACUUGCAGGGUAACCUGACUGUGUGUGACUGCUGUGAAUCCUUUCUUUUGACAAAACCGAUAUCAUGCAAACACUUAAUAAAAUCACACAGCUGUCCUGCCUUGGCAGUGGCUUCCUGUCAAAGAGCAGAUGGCUAUUGGUCCGAUUGUGGCACGCAGUCUGCCCACUCUGAUUAUGCAGAUGAAGAAGACUCCUUCGUCUCGGACAGUUCUGACCAGGUGCAGGCCUGUGGACGAGCCUGCUUCUACCAGAGUCGAGGAUUCCCUUUGGUGCGCUACGCUUACAAUCUACCGAGAGUUAAAGACUGAAUGAAUGUGUUUGUGACUGUUUAUCCCCCCACCCACCAAAAUCACAGUGUUGAUAGAGUGAGCCUUAUUCUGACCU